Messenger RNA from Paramecium tetraurelia, 2907 nucleotides. RefSeq lists its product as uncharacterized. Gene Ontology annotation, molecular function: phosphorelay sensor kinase activity. Gene Ontology annotation, biological process: phosphorelay signal transduction system. The record is from RefSeq and is a predicted model, not a curated record. NCBI's taxonomy places the organism in Eukaryota, Ciliophora, Oligohymenophorea, Peniculida, Parameciidae. The transcript is spliced from 2 exons.
AUGAAAAAAAAAGGAGAAUUAAUCAAAACAAUUUUUAAAAGUGUAGCUGGAAAGUCUAUUUUAAUAGCUAAUGUUUCAUAGGGUUUGUGGUGGGUAUUUUUGUCUAUCGGCAUGAUUGAUCACACUAAUUAUGAAGCUCUUUCUUUAUAAGUAUCAUGCACAAUUUUCAGAAUCUCAUAGUAGAUUAUAAUCGAUUAUUGGUGUGAAAAAUAGGUAAUUUUACAUCUGGUCUCACUCUUUUAUUCUGUGCUGUACAUAGAGACUUUUCUAUUUUUACAAUACGAUAAUCCUUUUGGCACAUAUGCAAAUUGUUUGCUAUUUAUAGUGACUUAUAGGCAAUACUUGUCAUAAGCCGUUGAUAAAUCGAAUAAAAUAUGCAAAAUCGGAUUUCCAUGUUAUGUAAUAUUUAGAAAUAUUAUAUUGAUAUUUACUGAGUUUAACUUUUACCUUAUUGAAAGUCUAGCUAUUUGUGUGGUGGUGUUUCUUACAUUAGCGUACAAUGACGAAUAAUUCAAUUGUCAAUGUUUUUGUUCGACAAACAAAAAAAAUAUUUUAGCAAAAUCAAAAAUCAAGAAAUUUGAUGAUAAUGACUCAGUCAAUUAGUUGCAGUUUAAUUAAUCCUUAGGCAAAUCUUUCAGCCGAGUUUCUAUAGCAUAAACGCCCCUUAAAAGUUAGAGUAUCUAUUUAAAGGAAAUGAGUUACGAAUCUAAGUUAAUUUAAUGCUCAAAUUUAGGAUAGGCAUAAAAAUUAUAAAAAAGUUAAUUUUUGGGUAAUAAGACUUCUGAUUUAUAAUUCCAUUAAUUUUACCAAAAUUUAAUAAACUCAUUUCCUUAAGGAAUUCUAAUACUAAAUUAAAGUCAACAAGUUAGUUACCAAAAUAACAAAUGCGAAAAACUAUUAGAAUGCUCAGGAUCAGAUUAAAUAGUUGAGAAAAUUAGGAUGUGUUUAAAUAGUGCCAAGAUGCCUGAAAAUGAAAAUGACAUAACAAAUCUACUUAGAACACCAAGAUUUAACAAAUAAAUAAAUCAAUAAGCUUUGUUUAGGAUAGUGAAAGAAUUAUAGAAGGAAAAUCUGUAAGUUGACAUUUUGGAUAUUUUACUUCAACCUUAGAAAUACCUCCAGUUUUUAGAAUAGAGAUUGGAUUAAUUAGGUAGCCAAGAUGAUUCUAAAACAGAAUAACUAACCUUUCAAUAAUAGAUGUUUAUUUACGAAUGGCUAUUCGAAUCAACAUUGUAUAAGAAAGUUAAACAAAAGAAACUAAAGAUGAUAAUUAUUCCAACCUUCAUGACAGGUAACUAAUAAGAGUACAUAUCUAUGCCUUCUCAUCACAAAUGUCCAAGCAAACUUAAUAUCCAAUUGUAAAAUGAUGUUGAAAUGCCUGUUUUGUUAAUUAUGAUUAAGAACAUUACAAGUAAACACUAAUUCUAAAAGAUGAAAAAUGAAUAAAUAAUCCAUCACAGUUUGAUAAAAUCAUUUUCGCAUGAAUUACGAACUCCAUUAAAUAGUUGUUAACAUAUGCUCAAUUUGAUCAAAACCUAAUCUGUUGAGAUGAAGAUUUAAGAGUAUGUUGAUAUUGCUUAAUGUUCUAUUUCUCUUUUGAUUCAUUAAAUCAAUGAUAUUUUAGACUACGCAGCAAUUCAAUCAUUUCAGUUUCAAUAUCGUUAUACAUCCUUUACUUUUAACCAGAUUGCUUAGGAGAUUUACUAUCUUUAUAAUAUGCAAAUGAAAUAAAAAAAGAUUAAGUUUAUUAUUAAAAUUCAGCAGAAUUUAAGUGAUGCUCUAAUUUUUAAUGAUUAAUAAAGAGUUUUGUAAAUUUUGGUAAAUCUUUUGAAUAAUGCCAGUAAAUACACAAGAGAAGGAGGUCAUGUUAAAUUAAGCAUAAAAUAAAAAAGUCUGUUCUAUAUUCAUAUCAAAGUUAAGGAUGAUGGAAUAGGGAUUGAAGAUGAUAAAUUGGCAUUGAUUUAAAACAGUUUGAUAGGUAAUGUGGAAUUGGGAGUAACUUUCAAAACGUAAUCGGUGACUUAGAGAGCUGGAUUAGGAUUAAGUAUAGCAGCAAAGAUAGUUGAAGGAUUGAUAGAAUCAAACAAUAACUAGUUGAUGAUAAGUUCAACCCAAAAUAAAGGGACGAAAGUUCAAUUCCAGAUUCAAAACUUCCUAUAGACAUAAAAUGAUUAAUAUUAGUCUUCAAAUCUACUUUCUCAACUGACAGGGAGGUUCAAUCAGUCAGGAUUGUAAUAAACCUUAAGUGAAAGAAAAUUCGAUGAUAGAAUAUUGAUAAAAUCAAGUAUAACAAAUUCUAAGAUGGAAUAUGACAUGCAGCUUCGAGAUAAUUUCUUAUAGGAUUCUGAAUCUUCUUUAGAAACUCCAAAGUUAAAUGAUCGUGAAUAAUAAUAAUAAAUUCAGUUACCGAUUAGUCCAGAAUACUUUUCUCAUAAAUAAAUAUAAUCUUGUCAUACAAUCACAAACAAAGAGAUCUAUUCUUUCAAACAAUACCCUUUAGUUUGCAAAGACUGUAAAAGUGUAUUGAUUGUAGAUGAUAUACCUUUCAAUUAAAUGACACUAAGAUUGAUGUUAUAAAAUUAUUAAAUUGAAUCUGAUCAAGCAUUCGAUGGAUUUUAAGCAAUUGAAAAAGUCAAAUCCAGACUAUAGCAUCCUUGUCAAGCCUACAAGUUGAUUUUUAUGGACAUCGAAAUGCCAGGGAUAAAUGGAUUCCAAACUAGUAAGCAAAUAUUAGAUAUCACAGGCAAUCAGUCCUAUAUUGUGAUCUGUUCUGCUUAUGACACUCAAGAGAAUUUCACUGAAGGAUAAAAAGUAGGAGUCAAUUCGUUUCUACCAAAACCUGUAAAUUAAAAAGAGUUAGAGGUAAUUUUAAAAAGAUUUUUUACAAUAAAAACAGGGAUAUAUUGA